Molecule: messenger RNA, 1859 nt
Organism: Vigna unguiculata (cowpea)
Lineage: Eukaryota; Viridiplantae; Streptophyta; Magnoliopsida; Fabales; Fabaceae
Product: DNAse I-like superfamily protein
Biological process (GO): GPI anchor biosynthetic process
Cellular component (GO): endoplasmic reticulum
Molecular function (GO): catalytic activity
Source: RefSeq, a predicted model, not a curated record
AGCAGUUGGCCUUGUUUUCUUGUGUUGGAAAAGAAGCUCAACAACAUUGCACCAUUGUCAACUCUUCUCACUCUCUCUAUCUCCCUCCGUGGAGUAGUUAGGACCUAAUUUUGUCUCCACUUAUUCCAUAUAUUUGCCUCGUUUGGAAGAUGUGCCACUGAUUAAGCUGGUGAAACAAAUCAUGAUGAACGUGUCAUGAAAAAAAGAGACAUCGAAUUUAUAUUUUCCUUCCCAAAAGCGAGUUUGUGUGAGAUGUUUAGUGUCAUUAGAAGAAAACUCCGGCACUUUUAUUCAAGGAUAUUGUGGCUACUAUGGAAGCGCCCCAGGUGUAAAGUUGUGAUCAAAAGGUUUAGAAAAUUGAACUUUAAGGGUCAUCAAUUGAGUAAGAACAAGUCUAGAAGUGACUCAAAUGGCCUCUUGGUUGAGUCUGAAUCUGGAAGGCCUAUUAGGAUUGCUACAUUCAAUGUUGCCAUGUUUUCACUUGCACCUGCUGUUUCAGAAUUUGAUGAAUGGGUUGUCUCCAAUCACGAGCAUGGAUCUAAGAAGAAGAAUCUCAGAAAGGGUGACUUUCCCAAGAGUAUACUGAAGCAAUCUCCAUUGCAUGCGUCUCUGAACAAAGCUCAGAGUCUUUCUGACUCCAACAUUCUGCCACGAUCAAAUUUGAAGGUUUCUAUUAAUCUUCCCGAGAAUGAGAUUUCACUGGCAAAUAGUAGAUUGGUUGCUUCGAUGGAGAGGAAAGAGGGCACAUCAGAUAGAAUGAUGGGAAAUGUUUCUGGCAGGCAUCAGGUUCCUGCAAGAUCUCCUGUGUGCUUUCCUUUCGUUAUGAACUACUGUGAGGGCAGUGAGAGAUUCACAAGCAGCAGAAGCAUCUUGGAAGUUCUGAGAGAGAUUGAUGCUGAUGUGAUGGCCCUGCAGGAUGUGAAAGCAGAAGAAGAGAAGAACAUGAAGCCUCUUUCUGAUUUAGCAGCUGCUUUGGGGAUGAAAUAUGUUUUUGCUGAGAGUUGGGCUCCAGAAUAUGGAAAUGCCAUCUUAUCCAAAUGGCCAAUUAAGAAGUGGAAAGUUCAAAAGAUUGCUGAUGAUAAUGAUUUCAGGAAUGUUUUGAAGGCUACAAUUGAUGUGCCUUGGGCUGGAGAAAUAAAUUUGCAUUGUACUCAACUUGACCACUUAGAUGAGAAUUGGAGAAUGAAACAAGUGCAGGCAAUAUUUCGCUCCAAUGACUCUCCUCAUAUCUUAGCAGGAGGUCUCAAUUCUCUAUAUGGAGCAGAUUACUCAUCUGAGAGAUGGACAGAUAUUUUUAAUUACUAUGAGAAACUCGGAAAGCCUAGGCCAAGGUCAGAAGUCAUGAACUUCAUGAAAUCCAAAGGCUACGUCGAUGCAAAGGAUUAUGCAGGAGAAUGUGAGCCCAUUGUCAUCAUUGCCAAAGGCCAAAAUGUGCAGGGGACAUGCAAGUAUGGCACAAGAGUGGAUUACAUUUUGGCUUCCCCAAAUUCUUCAUACAAAUAUGUGCCAGGGUCCUACUCAGUGAUUUCUUCAAAAGGAACUUCUGAUCACCAUAUAGUGAAAGUGGACAUUGUGAGAGUAAAUGCAUCUGCUCAGAAAAAUGUGAUGAGACAGUGCAGGAAACUAAAGAGUAAGGUGGUGAAAAUAACACCACCAUGUUCUGCAACAGGUGUAAGGGAAUCAACCCCACCUACCAAAAUACUUGUACCAUAGGAAAAUUGUGUGACAAAAGUGAUGAGGCAUAUUUUGAUGAACACUGUUAGCUGGGAAGUUAAAAUGGCAUGGUCAUGCAGUAGAGUUUGACAUUUUCUUGUGCCCUUGUUCACAACUGCAUUAAUACUGCUCUUUACCUUUUCUUC